AUGGAACUACAAUUUAAAAGUUCUGAUAUAGAGUUAGUCAAAAGAUUGGGGAAAAGAAAUAAGAUUGUAAGACCUAUUUUAGUAACUUUUACUACUCUAGGGCGAAAAAUAGAACUAUUGAAGAACAAGAAAAAGCUUAAUAACCUGCCAAUUUACAUAAAAGAAGAUUAUUCUCCAAACAUACUAGAAAAAAGGAAACUACUUCAAGAAGAAUACAAAAGUAGAAGGGAACAAGGAGAGAAUAUAAUUCUAAAGUAUGAUAAAAUUGUAUGUCUAAACAGGAAAAAAGUACAAUUGCCCAUACAACACUAUGAACGUAGAAAGAAAGAGAAAGAGAAAGAGCAUGAUACAAACUCCCCAGUUCGAAACAAAAGAAGGAAACCCGAAUCACCACUGUCGGCUCAACAUUCUAGAGACCAAUCAAACUCGUCUAAAGCAGUUAAGAAUAAUAAGACUACAAUGGAGGCAUUUAUAAACAGAACCGACGAAAUCCGCAGAGAUAAGCAGAGAAACGAAGCUGAACAA
Molecule: messenger RNA, 525 nt
Organism: Brenthis ino (lesser marbled fritillary)
Lineage: Eukaryota; Metazoa; Arthropoda; Insecta; Lepidoptera; Nymphalidae
Source: the annotation of a GenBank genome assembly